Molecule: messenger RNA, 360 nt
Organism: Cladophialophora bantiana CBS 173.52
Lineage: Eukaryota; Fungi; Ascomycota; Eurotiomycetes; Chaetothyriales; Herpotrichiellaceae
Exons: 1
Coding region: 1-360 (119 amino acids)
Source: RefSeq, a predicted model, not a curated record
AUGCCAGAUGAUCAUCCGAGAUUGCCUCGGCUACGCGGGUACUUCCAGCCCACCGAUGUCUCCAUGUACAAAUGGUCUGGCCAACGCGCUGACCUUCAGUUCGACCUUGACGGUUUUAAUGCCAUCACCAAGGAGCGCUUUGGAUAUCCCCUUUACCAGUAUUGGUAUUUCUUCACCUCGCCAGACGGCUACCAGAUCAUCGACAAUAAUCUUGAAAGAUUCUGGGAAGUGUUGCAUGGCGCUGAGCCUGACUGGAUGGAGAAAAUGUUCGCCGGCGAAGACGCAAUGACGACUUACAUGUCGGGCAACAGGCGGGUGAACUUUGAAGUCUUAUGCAAAGGAGCCGAAAUAGAGGGAUGA